AUGUCUGGUAAAAAUAAGCACCCAGACAUAAACCUACGAUGUGAGGCUUGUGAAGAGGAUAUCCGUAAAGGCAGUGCAAAGAUAAAAUGUUGUAAUCUAAAUUGUGAAGUUACCCUACAUCAGAAAUGCUUCUCAUCGAUUGCUAAAGUUAUAAAAUUAGAAAAAUCCGACUGGCUGUGCAAGAACUGCGAUGAAGAUAGUGGCACAUCAACCACAACCGUGAUAUCGUAUAGCGAUGGAGAUGUAAUUAAAGAGCUUGCUAAAGUGAAGAGUGAUGUUCGGUUACUAACUGAUCUUGUGAAUGAGUUAUAA
This is a messenger RNA of Acanthoscelides obtectus, 312 nucleotides long. The record is from the annotation of a GenBank genome assembly. Lineage: Eukaryota; Metazoa; Arthropoda; Insecta; Coleoptera; Chrysomelidae.